Rhodamnia argentea is the source of this 1648-nucleotide messenger RNA. RefSeq names its product probable dolichyl pyrophosphate Man9GlcNAc2 alpha-1,3-glucosyltransferase. The coding region runs from base 80 to 1645 and encodes 521 amino acids. The transcript has 6 exons. Gene Ontology annotation, molecular function: dolichyl pyrophosphate Man9GlcNAc2 alpha-1,3-glucosyltransferase activity. The record is from RefSeq and is a predicted model, not a curated record. NCBI's taxonomy places the organism in Eukaryota, Viridiplantae, Streptophyta, Magnoliopsida, Myrtales, Myrtaceae. Gene Ontology annotation, biological process: protein N-linked glycosylation. Gene Ontology annotation, cellular component: endoplasmic reticulum membrane.
CUCUCUCUAUAUGGGCACCAUCAUUGCUACGUCAGCAAUCUGAGCAACAUCGAUCAGGCUGCUUGAGAGAGAGGGAGGGAUGGAGAAGAAGAAAGCAAAGAAGACGACCCACGUCGGAGACGCCGCGAGGGACGGCGCCGACGCCCCUUGGGGGUGGCUGACCCACCGAGGGGUCGUCCCGACCUUCUCUUUCGUAUCCCUCUUUGGCCUCCUGGUCCGAGCCGCCGUGUCGCUCCACCCUUACUCCGGCGCUGGGACUCCUCCCAAGUAUGGCGACUUUGAAGCCCAGAGGCACUGGAUGGAGAUCACCAUCAACCUUUGGGCAAGGGACUGGUACGUCAAUGGCACCCUCAACGAUCUCAGCUACUGGGGCCUCGAUUACCCUCCCCUCACCGCCUACCAGAGCUACGUCCAUGGCCUCUUCCUCAAGCUCUUCGACCCUGACUCCGUCGCUCUCUUCUCUUCCAGGGGUUAUGAGACUUAUUUCAGUAAGCUGCUCAUGAGGUGGACGGUUUUGUCCUCUGAUGUGAUGGUGUUCUUCCCUGCUGUGUUUUGCUUCUGGAUUGUGUACAACCGUGGUAGGAGCCGAGGUGGCGAGAGAUGUGACACAGCUUGGCACAUAGCUAUGCUUCUGAUAAACCCGUGCUUGAUCUUAAUCGACCAUGGCCAUUUCCAGUAUAACUGUAUUAGCCUGGGACUUACUGUUGGAGCGGUUGCUGCUGUCCUCUCUCAGAAGGACCUCAUCGCUUGUGCUUUAUUCUCUCUUGCUCUGAAUCAUAAACAGAUGAGUGCAUACUUUGCGCCUGCUUUCUUCAGUCAUCUCUUAGGAAAGUGUCUCAGGCGGAAGAAUCCAUUUUUUGAGGUGUCAAGGCUGGGUUUGGUGGUUAUAGGAACAUUUGCAGUUGUUUGGUGGCCAUACCUUUACUCAUCAGACGCCCUUUUGCAGGUCCUCUCUCGCCUUGCUCCAUUUGAGAGGGGCAUAUAUGAGGAUUAUGUGGCUAACUUUUGGUGCGCCACAUCAGUUCUUAUUAAGUGGAAAAGGUUGUUUUUGACCCCUGAGCUCAAGCUUUUUAGCUUAAUUAUGACUGUGUCAACUUGCCUGCCUUCUAUGAUCCAUCAAAUAGCUUCCCCAAGCAGUCAAGGUUUCCUCUAUGGGUUACUGAACUGUUCGCUGUCCUUUUACUUGUUUUCAUUUCAAGUGCAUGAGAAGUCUAUUCUACUGCCGCUUCUGCCGGCCAGUUUGCUUGCUCUGGAUGAUCCUUCUCUUUACAAGUGGUUAACCCAUUAUGGAUUGCUCUCUAUGUUUCCUCUUAUGCGUCGUGACAGACUUCUACUUCCAUAUACGACCCUCAAUGCUCUCUACUUUCUUCUCCACCAUGUGCCCAGGGACAGGCGAGAUUCAGAGGUCACGAGUUCUUCUGCGGCUUACACAAUUUUGACCGCCUUUUCUGUUUGUUGCUAUUUUGGUCUUCAUUUAGUUUACUUAACCAUGCAUGCCCCUGAGAAGUACCCUUUCCUCUUUGAAGCUUUGAUUAUGAUAUUUUGCUUUUUCCAAUUUGCUCUGCUUGCAAUUUACACCAAUAAAAAACAAUGGACGUUGUCCAAGCAUUUGAUGUUGUUGAAUAAGGAAAAGAAGCUCAUCUGAUAU